Messenger RNA from Paramuricea clavata, 333 nucleotides. The record is from the annotation of a GenBank genome assembly. Lineage: Eukaryota; Metazoa; Cnidaria; Anthozoa; Malacalcyonacea; Plexauridae.
AUGAACACUGAAGGGAUCCAAAAACACUCGAAAACUGACCCUGAAUUGAUUCAAGUUCGACAAUGCAUCGAGUACAACCAACCCCAUAAGCUUCCACCACAAUACAAACCCAUUGAACAAGAAUUGAGCAUCGCAGACAAUAUCAUACUACGUGGCAAUCGAAUUAUCCUGCCAACAAAAUUGCGAAGCAAAGCAAUCAAAUUAGCACACGAGGAUCAUGCCGGUAUGACGAAAACGAAACAACGCAUCCGCUCUAAGUUAUGGUGGGCCAACAUGGACAAGGACAUCGAACAACACAUUCGAACAUGGCAUGUCAUCCUUGCCAAAUCGUAG